Messenger RNA from Lethenteron reissneri (Far Eastern brook lamprey), 4854 nucleotides. Its product is annotated as balbiani ring protein 3-like. The record is from RefSeq and is a predicted model, not a curated record. Lineage: Eukaryota; Metazoa; Chordata; Hyperoartia; Petromyzontiformes; Petromyzontidae. Gene Ontology annotation, cellular component: extracellular region. Gene Ontology annotation, molecular function: serine-type endopeptidase inhibitor activity.
GCAUUGGGAUGAUUGGCCCAUACCCCGAUAUAUUGUGCGUGUGUGUGCUUUGGCGAUGAGUGGAAACUCGAGAAAUCCGGGGAAAACCCAUUCGUGCAGAACAGGGGGAGAACAUAAGUCUCCGAACAGAGAGACGCUCGUGUUGAGAAUCAAACUCAGGCCGUGAGGCACGAGUGUUGGCAGUGUGCUGCCACGCCGGCUGUGAGCCCAGGUAUGACUCCAGCUUCGAAGGACCGGGCGUGAGUUACGGCCUUUUGAGACGCGGGGGGCUGCGUCGCCUUGGACACCCCACGCCACCGUGGGAAGAUAGCGGUGCACUGCCACCCCAUUGCGUUUGUGAUGUGGCCGCACGGUGGAUGGAGAGGCGGUUAACGGUGGAGUUAUCAAAACAAUCUCCUGUGUGACGUGUCACCUCCGUGAUGGUGAAUCUGCCACGGUGAUCUGCCACGUCAUUCUCCUGUGACGUGUCUGGUCAGGUGAGUGGAGGGCACAGUGACCGGUCACAUCAACUAUCUUGUGGCGUGUCCGGUCAAGUGAUAAGAGGGCACGGUGACCUGCCACGUCAUUCUCCUGUGACGUGUCAGCUCGGUGAGGAGCGCGUGGUGGGCUGCUGGACAAUACCGGCGAAGCGGAGAGCUGUCGCAGCCAUUGCCCAUGUGAGGGGCCCGGCAAUGGCAGAGGGGGUGUCGGUCUGGCCCUGGUCCACCCUCGUGGUGGGGGAGUGGGUGUCGGAGCGGAGGGGGGCACAAUGGGCAGCUCUAUAAAUCCGAGCCACAGUGCAGCAGCAGCACCCACAGCUGCCAGCACCUCCAACGCCCACGCUCUCUCUGCGACUCGGGGACGAUGGCGCGCAUCUCCGCUUCCCUGCAUCUUGCUCUGCUGCUGAUGGUGCUGCAGCUCCUGAUGCUGUCACUGUCGGCCGCGGCUGACAGAUCUGGCUCCUGCCCAAAGCAGCGGCCUGGCACCGUCGGCACGUGCGUCAACCUCUGCGAAGACGACGACAGCUGCCCGGGAAAGCAGAAAUGCUGCAGCAACGGCUGUGGCCGCACCUGCAUGGAUCCCGUGCGGCCAGACAAGCCCGGCGCCUGUGCCUUUGUCAACACGAGCAAAAUCCACUGCCUAUCCCACGAAAACAAAUGCGCGGACGACCAGGACUGCCUGGGCGACAGGAAAUGCUGUGACAUCACGGGCUGCGGGAAGCAAUGCACGAGACCAGUGAAACGCAGGCCCGGAUUUUGUCCGUAUGUCAACGCCCAGCUCAUCAAAUGCGCGUACCGACCCGACCUCAACCGAUGCCAGCAGGACUGGCAGUGCCCCGGCAAAGAGAAGUGCUGCAGCUCCGGCUGCCUGAUGAUCUGCAGAAAGCCAGUGAAGGUCGGAUCGUGCCCGGUGGAGGACACCUACUGCAUCGCCAGACAAGGGGAUGAUGAGGAGGAGGAUUGCACGGACGACACCGACUGCCCCGGUGACAAGAAGUGCUGCAGCCUCGCGUGCGGGAUUCGCUGCUUGGAUCCAGAGCCAUGUUCAGUGGUGAAGCCCGGUUCGUGCCCCAUCCGGGACUACUCGAGGAUCAAGUGCUUGCGCUACCAACACGACUGUAGCGGUGACGUUGACUGCCCCGACAACGACAAGUGCUGUCGUGUCGAGUGUGGAACUGGCUGCGUGGAUCCAGAUAUUGUUGCCCUGAAGCUCGGCUCUUGCCCUACGCCGCCCCCUGAUGCCGUGGGGACGUGCGACGAGGCGUGCAAGGACGACGAGAGCUGCCCCGGGGAGCAGAAGUGCUGCAGCAACGGCUGCGGCCACGGCUGCGUGGAGCCACUCGCACUGCACCCCGUUGACCCACUCCCAGACAAGCCCGGCGAGUGUCGCUACGUCAACACCGCGCUCGUCCGCUGCUCCAUCAAAGCCGCCAUCGACGAGUGCAAGCAGGACUGGCAGUGCCCGGGCAAGCAGAAGUGCUGCAACGUGGGGUGCAAGUUAAAGUGCAGCAAACCAGUCAAAAACAAGCACGGAUUUUGUCCGUACGUCGACACCAGGCUCAUCAAAUGCGCGUUCCGGCCCGACCUCAACAAAUGCCAGCAGGACUGGCAGUGCCCUGGCAAAGAGAAGUGCUGCAGCUCCGGCUGCGCCAUGAUCUGCACUCAGCCAGUGAAGGCUGGGUCGUGCCCGGUCCGGGACUUCUCGAACAUCGUCUGCAUCCGCUAUAACGACGGCUGCAGCAGUGACGACGACUGCCCUGACAAGCAGAAGUGCUGCAGCGUCCCGUGUGGGGUGGGCUGCGUGGAUCCAGAGCCGGUGAAGGACCAGAUCGGGAAGGAGUCUGAUGAAGAGGAGAAGGAGGAGCGACCUCCGCCCACGAGUUCCUCCGACUCGCUCCUGAAGCUCGCUGCGACGACGAUGAUGGCUCGGGUCUCUGCUUCGUCCCGACUUGCUCUGCCGAUGAUGAUGAUCGCGAUGCUGCAGCUGCUGCUGCAGUCACCGUCGGCAGUGGCCGUGAAGCCCGGCUCCUGCCCUACGCCGCCCCCUGGCGCCGUGGGGACGUGCGACGAGGCGUGCACGGACGACGAGAGCUGCCCCGGCGAGCAGAAGUGCUGCAGCAACGGCUGUGGCCACGGCUGCGUGCAGCCGCAGGUCCUCGGGCCGAGCGGCGUGAAGUUGCCGGUUCUCAAGCCGAUCCAAGUGGAGCUGGGAGAGGCGAGCCUGAGCAACGGGACGCUCCGAGGCAGAGUGGAUCCAGAGGUGAGGCCCGGGUGCUGUCGGAACCCGGGCCCCUUCCUCACCAAAAACUGCGAUUGUAAGAACGACCUCUGCCACAGCGACGGCGAAUGCCCCGGCGUCCGGAAGUGCUGCCCGCACCCGUGUGGGAAUCGCUGUGAAGACGUGAAGUCAGGGAAGCCCAAGGCCGGCGAGUGUCUGUUUGUGAACACGAGGCUCAUCCGCUGCGCUUUCCAGCCCGGCGAUUGCAGCGAGGACUGCCAGUGCCCCGGAGAGCAGAAGUGCUGCAACACGGGCUGCACGAUGGCCUGCACCACGCCCGCGAUCGUGAAGCCCGGCUCCUGCCCAGCGAUUCCCGUUGGCUUCAAGCCGACGUGCAACAUUCGCUGCCUCAACGACGACAGCUGCCUCGACGACCAGAAAUGCUGCAGCAACGGCUGUGGCCGGCAGUGCUUGAGACCGGCCUCGGGGAGGCCCAAACCCGGCAAGUGUCCAUUUGUGGAGACGGCGCUCACCCGCUGUGCUUUCCACCGCGACCUCAACGAGUGCAGCGAGGACUGGCAGUGCCCCGGGGAGCAGAAGUGCUGCAGCAACAGCUGUGGCCACGGCUGCGUGGAGCCAGAGGAUCUCAUUCUGAACGACGCAGAGCUGGUGGCCGUGAAGCCCGGCUCCUGCCCUACGCCGCCUCCUGACACCGUGGGGUCGUGCGACGAGGCGUGCACGGACGACGAGAGCUGCCCCGGCGAGCAGAAGUGCUGCAGCAACGGCUGUGGCCACAGCUGCGUGCAGCCGCAGGUCCUCUGGCUGAGCGAUGUGAAGUUGCCGGUUCUCAAGCCGAUCCCAGUGGAGCCGGUGGCCGUGAAGCCCGGCUCCUGCCCUACGCCGCCUCCUGACACCGUGGGGACGUGCGACGAGGCGUGCACGGACGACGAGAGCUGCCCCGGCGAGCAGAAGUGCUGCAGCAACGGCUGUGGCCACAGCUGCGUGCAGCCGCAGGUCCUCUGGCUGAGCGAUGUGAAGUUGCCGGUUCUCAAGCCGAUCCCAGUGGAGCCGGUGGCCGUGAAGCCCGGCUCCUGCCCUACGCCGCCUCCUGACACCGUGGGGACGUGCGACGAGGCGUGCACGGACGACGAGAGCUGCCCCGGCGAGCAGAAGUGCUGCAGCAACGGCUGUGGCCACAGCUGCGUGCAGCCGCAGGUCCUCUGGCUGAGCGAUGUGAAGUUGCCGGUUCUCAAGCCGAUCCCAGUGGAGCCGGUGGCCGUGAAGCCCGGCUCCUGCCCUACGCCGCCUCCUGACACCGUGGGGACGUGCGACGAGGCGUGCACGGACGACGAGAGCUGCCCCGGCGAGCAGAAGUGCUGCAGCAACGGCUGUGGCCACGGCUGCGUGCAGCCGCAGGUCCUCUGGCUGAGCGAUGUGAAGUUGCCGGUUCUCAAGCCGAUCCCAGUGGAGCCGGGCAGAGUGAAGCCAGAGGUGAGGCCCGGGUGCUGUCGAGAUCCGGACCCCUUCCACAUCCAAUUCUGCAUAUGGAAGAACGACCUCUGCCGCGGUGACGGCGAAUGCCCCGGCGCCCAGAAGUGCUGCCCGCACCCGUGUGGGAAUCGCUGUGAAGACGUGAAGCCAGUGAAGCCCAAGCCCGGAGAGUGUCCGUUUGUGGACACGAGGCUCAUCCGCUGCGCGUACCGCCCACCGCUGUGCAGCGCGGACUGGCAGUGCCCCGGGGAGCAGAAGUGCUGCAACACGGGCUGCGUGACGGCCUGCAGCCAGCCCGUCAAAAACGGAUUUUGUCCGUAUGUCGACACGACCAGGCGCAUCAAAUGCGUGGUCCGCCCUGACCUCAACCAAUGCCAGCACGACUGGCAGUGCCCGGGCAACCAGAAGUGCUGCAAUACGGGCUGCGAGCUGAUCUGUAUCAAGCCAGGUGUGCGCCAGCCUCAAUCAUUCCCCAGUCUUGAGAGAAGGAAGAUCGUGCCAUCAUCACUGCUAGCGUCAUCAUUCGCAUCAGCAGCCAUGAUCUACUCAAGCCCACUUGCCAUCACGUCCACUUGCCAUCGCGUCCACUUGUCAAUGAUGUCUCCUAACACAUUCUCUAAUCCUAGUUCUUACACCUGGAUCUUGAACUCCAAGCCACAGGUCUGA